AUGCCUCUCGUCGUGCCCGGCGUGACCGCCAACAACCUCGGCGACAACAAGACGCAGGAGUGGAUGUCCAAGCUCUUGGGCAAGACGCUGACGGAUGGUGAUUCGAACGAGACGGCAUUCUCCAAGAAGGACCUCCCGAAGAACGCGCGUGUGAUUCCGCACGGCGCGACGGCGACCAACGAUGUCUCGCCUGAUCGUCUCAACAUCUCACUCAACGAGGAUGGCACGGUGGCCAAGGUGCACCACGGUUAA
Messenger RNA from Sporothrix brasiliensis 5110, 252 nucleotides. RefSeq lists its product as uncharacterized. The transcript is spliced from 2 exons. Bases 1 to 252 code for a protein of 83 amino acids. NCBI's taxonomy places the organism in Eukaryota, Fungi, Ascomycota, Sordariomycetes, Ophiostomatales, Ophiostomataceae. The record is from RefSeq and is a predicted model, not a curated record.